AUGGACCACUCACACCAUCACUCUGGGAUGAGCACCAUGGGCCACACGAGCACCCCGGCCCCUCCUCAGCAGCCCCCGGCCACCUCGGGGCCCCACUCCCACGGCGACGGCGCACACUCGAUGCCCACGACCUUCUACUUCGGCUACAAGAACGUGGAGCUGCUGUUUGCGGGGCUGCUGAUCGACUCGGCUCUGGCCAUGGCCCUGGCUUUCCUGGCUGUGUUUCUGCUGGCCCUGGGCUACGAGGGACUCAAGAGAGCUCGAGAGAGGCUCCGCGCCCGGUGCUCGGCUUUCCCAAGAACAGACGGGACCUGCCCCGAGGAGACGCCCCGGCAGCAGCUGCUGAGCGCCGCUCACCUCCUGCAGACGGCGCUGUACGUGCUCCAGCUGGCCCUGAGCUACCUGCUGAUGCUGACCGCCAUGACCUACAAUGCCUACCUCGGCCUGGCCUUGCUGGCGGGGGCCGGCGCCGGCUACUGGCUCUUAGGCGGGAAGAAGGCGGAGAACGUGGAGUCCUGGAACCAUGACGUGAACAAGGUCGAGCUCCAUGAGAUUGGCAGCGGAAACUCCCAGCCUACAGGGAUGAGCCCUCCCGUCCUUGUCCCUCCUGAGGCCUCCGGAUGGCCGCCUUCUGCUGAGUUUGACUGUCCCUGA
This is a messenger RNA of Sorex araneus (European shrew), 654 nucleotides long. Its product is annotated as high affinity copper uptake protein 1-like. Lineage: Eukaryota; Metazoa; Chordata; Mammalia; Eulipotyphla; Soricidae. Gene Ontology annotation, cellular component: membrane. Gene Ontology annotation, biological process: copper ion transmembrane transport. Bases 1 to 654 code for a protein of 217 amino acids. The transcript has a single exon. Gene Ontology annotation, molecular function: copper ion transmembrane transporter activity. The record is from RefSeq and is a predicted model, not a curated record.